Molecule: messenger RNA, 2705 nt
Organism: Pocillopora meandrina
Lineage: Eukaryota; Metazoa; Cnidaria; Anthozoa; Scleractinia; Pocilloporidae
Source: the annotation of a GenBank genome assembly
GUCUCAAUUUGAUUGUCGUGCAACAUUAAGAGCAAUCGACUAAAACGCAGUUUGCUUUCACGGAAGCUUUGGGUAGGUGUUGAGCUUUGUUUAUAACAAACCAUUUCUGUCAACGACACAUAACAUGAACAAUAAGUGAAAGGAAUACGAAAAGAGAAGAUUGCACAGAAAUUCAACUCAGUAGAACUGCUUCAGGUAGCAAAGCUAAGGCGGAAGAAACAAAUCUCUUCCAAAUAAGUAUACUGCUGCACUCUUACGUAUUAUAAAUACUUAGAUGUUAAUGAUGGUUCGUUUACGUGUAGUCGAACGAAAAAGAAACAAAUUAUGGCAACAUCUAACCAUAAAUCGCUUAGUAUGAGCUCGGGGAUGGAUGGUCAAUGAAAGCGAAAGUAGGAAUGGGUGAUUAUUGUCACGCAUCUACGAGACAGAUCAAUCAUGAGGUAGUACUCUCCAGAGUUUAUAGGUCAGGCGGUUGAUAGACAGCAUAGUCCAGAUCAGUGCUGUUUUUAAUUUUAAACUACAUAGUUCCGGGAGCAAUGCUGACACUCAGUUUGAGCUGCGUAGAACCUGCAUGAAAUCCGCAAUCGAAAGAUCUCACGCUAGCGUCUGCUUGCAUCAUGAUUUGGUUUUCGCAAGCGGCCAACUGAAAAAUCAUUUGUUAAACAAAAGAUCUCGUUGACCUUAAAUGAUAGGAAUUAGUGAUUAAUACAAAGUUGCAUUUAAUUCAGCAAGACUCUUUUGUAUUUCCAUCGACAUAUCACUGAUGUUUUAAAUUUAAUCAAAUUAAUUCGGAUUUUGAAGUGACACACAACCAGUGACGAGUCCGAUCCUUGACGAGCCAGGAUUAGAACACAACAGUGUAAAUAAUUUAUUCUGGCUACGUACAAGAAGAGUCAGGCCAGUUUUUUUCAUUAAGGAUAAUUCAUAUAUCUUUUGUUACUUUAAUUUUUAUGAUUUCUUAUAUAAUGCCCCAUUCACACCAAAGCUUAAACAUGUUUAAAAGUUGUUUUGUUAAACACAGUUUAAUUUUUUUUUCUUCAUAGAAACUAUUUAACUGAAUAUUUUUUUGAAUGUGCACAUUAUUUUCAAGUACUUGAAUCCAAUUGUUUUUCAGUUCUCUGUUUUAAUUAAUUCAAUGGAGUUUAACAAAACAUGUUGAAUAAAUAAGUCCUUGCAACUGUUUGUGGUGUUAUUUUCUUUGUUGUUGCUGUUUUUUAAUUGGAUGUCAGUUGUAAAUGCCUCAGGAAGUUAGGCACAACUUUGUUUGAGCUUUAAUUAACUUUAAAGUGCAAAUUGUUCAAUGUUUACUCUUUGUUUACGAUUCACAGGUAUCAUGGCUGGAGAUGAGGACAAUCCUUCACUGAUACCAGACGACAGACCACGAAUAAUAUGGAAGCACUCUUCCCUCCGUUGGAAUCUCAAAAUGUCAUACUCAUUUUUCUUACUUGCUGAAAUAGCUGCUGUUGGUUUUUAUAUUUACGAAUAUUGGAAAAUUGUUUCACCUAUUUUCACAUCUAAAAAUGCAACUCAAGGGCCAGUUAAUGAUGGAAAAAGAAAUACUUCUGAAGAUCAACUAGAGGAUGUUUCCUAUUUAAGCAUGACAAAGACAUAUUCCAUAACACUAAUGACCUUGAAUUCUCUUGACACCUUGAAUUGUUGGAUUUUUCUCGGAGUGAUAGUUACUUCACCGCUCUUUAUAGGCUGCUUCACAAUGAUGAAAAAUCUGAGUCGUUUACCAAGAUUCUGGACCUUGUUGUUUUGUUUUUUUCUCACCCUCUCAGGUAACAUUAUUGAAAUUUUUUCCCCUUUUGUCUUCAUGUACAGCUUUCCAUUAACUACUGCACUUAGCGUUACGUUUGUUAUAAGUGCUUUGUCACAGACGAUCAUGCUGGGAGCACUUAAUCAGACGAAAAUUUGUGACCUUGUACAAGGUUAAACAUCGACAUUUAAGGGAGCUCUGACUGUCUUUUUUGUUCGAUUGCUUGCUAAUCUGAUUGUUACAACAUUUCAUCUCACUGUAAUUUUAUGUUUGCUUGCUGGCGCAAAGGAAAGAUUUCCGAAGGAGAAAGGUGCUAUUACAAACAGUGUCAGUAUGUUUCUGUACCUACCAUUCUACAAAAUGGGGACUGGACUCCUUUGGAGCAAAAUACUCCGUGAUGAUGGGCACAUCUUUGGCAGAAUUUAGGAUACUGACGUAGCUGGUGAUGGUAGACCGCCGAUAAGCGGUUUAAUUUCAUUGCAACCCCUGGUUAAACCGUAAUGGCCUUCAGGAUGUCUAGUCAGGAAGAAAGGCUGAACAUAGAUUGUUUGUAUAGUCUUUGUAUAACCUAUGAAGAUGUAAACCACAACAUUUAUACAAAUUGUAAUCCCUCCAUGGGAGUCUGUUUUUUUAUAUUGACAUUUCAGCAAAAUAGCAACGCUUCAGGUCAAAUUGUCUGCCUUUCAACAACGAGAGGGUAUUUGAUAUUUUGUUAGUGACGUUUUUGACCACAUUAGAUUAAUCUUUGCCGUCUUGUGACAGUUGUGGUUACGGUUUUCUACACACAGUCGACCUUUCUUUCGUGCAGACAUCAGUUUUCAUGAGCGACAAAAUAUCAUAAAUAUCUGCCGAGGAGUUGAUCUAAGUGCAAGCAACUUAUACUUCUUAGUUUUCGCGAUAUGCCGCAAUAAGUUGCCUGCCCUGGAGCAGCAUUAAAGAACUAGAG